AUGUCAACGCCGUACCCUAUAUCUUCUUCCUCUCCAGAAAGAAAAUCUAAAAGCAAUAGACCUCCACCACCUCCCAUUUCAAAUUUACACGAUAAUAUUAUAUCACUGAAUCAGCAAAAGAAUCGCGAACCUCUUAAAUCACCAGAUAGUUAUAGAUCCCCUUUCAUAUUCGAAUCAUCAACUAGCAUUUCACCAACAAAUAGGAAUAACUCUCCGACUUAUCCAUCGCCUUUCAUUGGAGAAAAUGAUCCCAACAUAUAUAAAACUUCUUCUGAUCUAACUAAUAAUUCGAAUUUUAGAAGUGGUUCCAAUUUAUCAAGUUCACAAAACAAUUUUAGAAAAAUAUCGUCUCAAUUUGGCUUACUCAGUGGAACAAUAUCAGACAAUCCAACAUUUUUUGAAAGACCUUCGAUGCCAAAAUCAAUUCCUGUCUCUAGUAGAAAUAUUAGUUGGACAAGUAGAAUAUCUGACAGUAUUGAUAGCGUAUAUACUGAUUCAAACUACACAUUUAAUAAUUCAAAUGCCAGGCACAGUAGUUUCAAUUCCCUACUAGGAGGAAAACCAUUGGAAUUGGCACCAAGUCUAACAGCCCCAAUACAACCUUUUUCGAUGAACUUUUUGGAUGAAAAUAAAUUGUACCAAUGUUAUAGUGUUUCAAAAUUGUCUGAUAUAUAUGAAUGGAUCCUAAAAGUAUAUUUCGAAUGGUUUAACGAAUGUUUUUUUAAUAAAAUUGAAUUUUUUCAAAUGAUUCAAUUAUUAUUAGAAUUCCAAAUGCCAAAAACUUUUGACCAAGACAUUAUAGAUUCCAAUGUCGAUAGAAUAAUUGAGUCUCUUGUGUCACAAGGUGCUGUUCGAUUCGAAGUAGACUCGGAUAACUUUUCUUCUAGUGCAGCUUUGAAUAAUACUAAUCUAAAUUCCAAUAAUGAGAUUGCAAUAAUAGUAUCAGGCUUAGAUGUUAGUGGAAUUUUCACAGAAUUGUUACCUUGUUAUUCUUUCCUAGAUACUACUGAAACAGAUGGAAAUUCGAAUUUAUGUUACUCUUACACCUGUCUGAAUAGAUUUUCUGGUGAUGGGAGAGAUAAAGUUGAAUUAUCAGAAAUCAUUAAUAAAUCAGUAGGUUUGUGGACAGAAUAUUGGAAAUUAACACCUGAGGAAUUAUCUGAAAUUAACCCUAGAGAAAUACAGAGACAAAGUUUCAUAUUCGAUUUAAUUAUACUAGAAGAGAGGUCAUUAAAUAUGGCUAAUGCAGCAGUAGAAAUUUAUGGUAAAAGGUUUUCACCCGAUUUACUUCCUGAAGAUACAGAUUUCUCAUCACUUGCAUUUGACAUCUUUGAACCUUUGAUUCGUAUUCACAAAGAGUUAUUACUAGAUCCAAUAUUUUGGAAGUUAAAAACAAGAGGGAAGUUUAUUGAUUUAAUUGGGAAAAUAUAUCUCAAAUGGUGCCAUGAGGCAAAAGACAUGUACAUAAAUUAUGCAGUAUCUAUGGCGACGGUUCAUGAAAUAAUUACUUGGGAAAAACAGCACAAUACUGCAUUUGCAAGGUGGUUAAAAGAUAUAGAUAAUUUACCAGAUAUUAGAAGGUCAAAGAUGUAUUACGAUGUUAUUUUUUUUGGAGGUUUUUUUAAGUCAUUGCAAAAUUUACCAAUAACUCUUAACUCAGUUUGGAAAAACACAGAUGCUUCAAUGGAAGAUUAUCAUGAUCUUCAAUUGGCAAUAAAAGAGAUCGAAAAUUUAAGUUCAGAGGUUGAUAGAGUGCACGGCAUAGCAAUCGAUCGUAGAAAACUAGUUCGUUUCUCAAAGCAACUUGUUUACGACAAAAAGAAUAGUUUUCCAGUGGGCUAUGUGAACUUGAGUAGUACUCAAGAAGAAAAGGAAAAAACUCAAGAUAAACUUGAGUUAGGUUUGAGCGAUAACAAUAGAAAAUUAUUGAUGUCAGGUAUAGUGCAUAAAAAGAGAGAGUUAUGGUUAGAUCCAACAGAGAUCUAUUUGGCGUUAUUGGAUAAUUUCUUACUUAUUACAGAAAGAGUAAUAAAGGGAGAUGUUGAAAAUUAUAAACUCGUUGAAAGACCUAUUCCAAUCGAAUAUUUGAAUUUGGAAAAACGAAAAAAGCAAGAGGAGGAUAGAUCUAGUUCAUAUAUUCCAAAUACUCCUAUUAGCUCUGUGAGACCGAAUUUGAUAUCAGCUGCAAGUACAGUUUCCAAAUCAUUAAUUGCAACACCCACAAAGGAAACCUACCAUUCUACGGAAAUAUCCAAUGUAGGAGGAGCAUCUGAAUUCAGUUUCAAGGUAAGAAAUUUAGCAACAAAUGAGUCCUAUACUUUUUUAACAUCAACUAAUGAUGAAAAUGAGAGAUGGAUAGCGUCAUUCUUAGUUUGUUUCAAACAAAAUGACAAUUUGUUAUCUACGAUUGUUUUUUCUUUGAAUGUUAUUACAGAUCAAUUUUUAUAUGCAGAAAAGGAUGCUCCCGUUAACUUGCCAAUGGCACCUGAAGGUUCUGAGUUAGAUAAUGCUCUUCGUAAAUAUGAAGAAGAAAAUGUUGAUAAUUCCAGUAAAAUUUUAUUACCUUCUGCUAUAUUUUGCUCUGUGUCUAUCAGCUUUGAGGGUAAUCGAUAUACUUUACUUGCCAUAGAACAAGGUGUGUUUAUGAAGAAGGAAGAUAAGAUAGGAAGAAAUUUUGUAAAGCUUCUAGAUUGCAAAGCAGUAAAAUGCAUGGAAGUCAACAUCAAGCUUGGGUUGUUAUUUAUACUAGAUAACAGAAGAUUGUGUUAUUAUAAUAUUCCAAGUAUUUUAGGUGCUUAUUAUGCUCCAAAGAAAUAUUUACCCAACAAUAGAAUAGUAGGUAUUCUGAUUAGAGACAAAGUUAGUUGCUUCAAAAUGGCAGAAGAUUUUGGUAAUUCAAAACAUCUUCUGUAUGAAAGAAAAGGUAAAAUAGUAAUUUUAACUCCUGAAUUUGAUAAGUUGACUAAUUCAUUCAAAUUUUAUAAAAUAUACAAGAAAUAUCUAUUACCUAUCUCUACUUCAAGUUUGUUAACGUUAGAGAUACAUGAUAUAGUAGUGUUCAAAAAAUCAUUUAUUGUCUGUACAUCCAAGGGAAAUUUUGUCUUUAACGACUCAUUCAAUGAUACUGGCAUAUCUAUACCCACUUUCUUCAAUGACAAAGAUAUUUACCCAAGCAUUAAAUCAUCACAUUUCACUAAUACGAUUAAGAAUACAGUUGAACCUUCUUCCAAAAAGGAAGCAUCAAAAUAUAAGAUGGUCGAAUAUGUGAAGAAAGAUAUAGCUAAUAAGAAAACAAAAACGUGUACUUGUUUCCAAAUAUCAAAUACUUCCCAAUUCAUUGUAGUAUAUGAUGAGGCAGUUAUAUUGUUGAAUCAAUUCGGUGAAAUAGCAGAUUGGAAAAAUGACAUAAUGGUCCUGGAUUUCUGUUGCACUAAUGCAUCUCUCAUAAAAAAUUAUUUAUUACUGGUUAGUGAUAAUCUGAUCCAAAUUUAUAAUAUAAACUCUAAUAUAAAAUUGAGUAAGCUUACACCAAUUCAGAUUCUUAAAGGCAAAAAAAUAAAAAUGAUCAAUUCAAACAAAACCGAGAACUUGAUUGUUUCCAUUAGCCACCCUAAUAUUCCAAACAGACAACUGUUAGCAUCACUAAACCUAGUUGAUAUUUAA
This is a messenger RNA of Tetrapisispora phaffii CBS 4417, 3663 nucleotides long. RefSeq names its product Rho family guanine nucleotide exchange factor TUS1 (gene TUS1). The coding region runs from base 1 to 3663 and encodes 1220 amino acids. The record is from RefSeq and is a predicted model, not a curated record. The transcript has a single exon. Lineage: Eukaryota; Fungi; Ascomycota; Saccharomycetes; Saccharomycetales; Saccharomycetaceae. Gene Ontology annotation, molecular function: guanyl-nucleotide exchange factor activity.